AUGUAAUUUAAAGAUGAAUGUCUUCUUAAACUUGGUGAUUUAUUUUAUGAAGAAUGUAUGAAAUCAUUUGAUUGUCUACCAAUAGCAGCAUUAGUUCAAGGUCAAUUAUUUUGUAUACAUGGAUGUAUAUCACCGGAAAUACGUUAUAUUCGAGAAGUAACUGAUAUUAAUCGUAUUAUUGAACCACCAACAAAAGGACCUCUCUGUGAUAUUCUUUGGGCUGAUCCAACUGAUGGUUAUGAUAAUGAAAAACUUGAACAAAGAUCAGAAAUGUAUACACAUAAUGGACCACGUGGUUGUUCAUACAAUGUAUCUUAUAGAGCAAUGUGUAAAUUUCUCGAUGAUAAUGAUCUUCUUUGUGUUAUUCGUGCUCAUCAAGUACAAUCAGCUGGUUGUAAAAUGUAUAAGAAACACGAAAAAACAUUAUUUCCAACAUUAGUAACAAUUUUCUCAGCACCAAAUUAUUGUGAAGUUUAUAAAAAUCGUGGUGCAAUUUUACGUUAUGAUGGUUCUGUAAUGCAUGUUUUUCAAUAUAAAUGGGUAAAACAUCCAUAUGUUCUUCCAAAUUUUCUUGAUGCAUUUCGAUGGAGUAUUCCAUUUGUUUUGGAAAAAGUAACUGAUAUGUUUUUAGCUAUACUAAAGUAUUGUUCGGAUGAACAUGAUGGUCGAUUAUCAAGACGAACUCAAAUUAUUGAAAAAAUUGUUCAUUAUUAUGCAUCAUUAUCCGAUGAAGCUGAACAAUCAUUAGUACUCGGUAAUGUUUUACCACCAAUAAAUAAUCGUUUAACUGAUUCUCGUAUUGCUAAUAAAGAUCAAAUUGAUUUUCAAACAGCACAAAAAAUGGAUUAUCCUAAUGAACAUUUACCAUAUAAUCAAUAUCGUCGUAAAUAA
Rotaria sp. Silwood2 is the source of this 891-nucleotide messenger RNA. The record is from the annotation of a GenBank genome assembly. Lineage: Eukaryota; Metazoa; Rotifera; Eurotatoria; Philodinida; Philodinidae.